AUGUCUGUAGAAGAAAUGGAUACCAUUCAGGCAUCAUCUUGUGAAAAUAAUGUAAAGCAAGUUUUGGAAUCAAAUGAAUGUGAACCAAAACAUUUUAGAAAUAGCUUUCACUCUGAUAGAAUACUAGAAGGCUUACAGUCUCUACGCAAAAAUGAAGUUUUAUGUGAUAUUAGAUUUAAAACAGAUGACGGUAGUAUAGUAUUCGGACAUAAAAAUGUUCUAAUGGUAGCUAGUCCAUAUUUCGAAGCAAUGUUUAAUAAUUUUGAUGGAAUCAAUAAAGAUCUUGUUAGUAUAAGAGAAUUAGAUUCCACCAUACUACAAAUAUUGCUAGAUUAUAUUUAUACUGGUGAAUUGAUAAUGACAAAUGAAAAUGUACAGGUUUUGUUACCAGCUGCAAACAUCUUACAGUUAGAUUUUGUAAAAGCUGCAUGUGCUGAGUUUUUACAAAAACAACUGGAUGCAUCGAAUUGUCUUGGUAUCAGAGCAUUUGCUGACUUACAUAACUGUACAGAAUUGUUAUCAAGUUCUGAAGCAUUCAUAAAAAAAGAGUUUCUGGAAAUGGUUAAAAGUGAUGAGUUUCUAUCUUUAUCUUUUGAAGAUGUGGUUAAAAUUAUCUCUUGUAAUGACCUUGCUGUUCCAUAUGAAGAAAAAGUAUUUGAAAGUGUUAUUAAAUGGGUAAAACAGGAUUUGGACCAGAGAAAAGAUUUUUUGACAGAAUUAAUGGAACAUGUACGUUUGCCAAUGAUAGCAUCUAGGCCUGAUAUAUUUAUAAAUAUAGUAAACGAAUCUCUCCUAAAGAAUAAUCCUAAAUGUAACGAAUAUGUAAUUGAAGCAUUCCAUUUUAAUCUACAAAAAUCAGUUCAGCAUUUCACCAUUCCACAAACAAUUCGUUGUACACCCAGGCAGUUUGGUGAUUCACGAAAAGUUAUUUUAAUGUUCAACCGGUCUGAUACAUCGCCAAAGUGUUAUACAGAAUGGUAUGACCCAGCAACCAAACUACGUGAGAAAGCACCAGGGAUAAAUGAUUGUCGUCAGUUAGCUGGUCUAGGCGUAAUUAGAGAUCAAUUUGUUUUUGUUGUGGGAGGUGUGAAUAAUUUGUGUUCACAAUCUGUUAGUAUGCUUGAUGUAUCUUUACGAUCUCCAUCUUGGGUUCCAAUGGCCAACAUGGUAGUAAAACGGCAACGAUUAGGAGUUGCUGUAUUGAAUGAUUGUAUAUAUGCAGUUGGUGGUGGAAAUCUCGACAAUCCAUUAAAUUGUGUAGAGGUGUUUGAUGUCAGUAUUCAAAAAUGGAGAUUGGUAGCUAGUAUGUCUACUGAAAGACGCGAUUUUGGUGUUGGUGUACUCAAUAAUCAUUUAUAUGCGGUUGGGGGUGCUGCAGGUAAAAAUAGAUGUUUGAAAUCUGUGGAAUAUUAUGAUCCCACACUUGAUACAUGGACACCAGUUGCAGAGAUGUCCGUAUGCCGUCAAGGUGUUGGUGUAGGAGUUUUGGACGGUGUUCUGUAUGCUAUUGGUGGCUAUAAUGGAAAGGAUCUUAAAAGUGUUGAGAUUUAUAGACCGAGUGAUGGAGUUUGGUCUUCUGUAGCUGAUAUGGAAAUAUGUCGUUUUCGUCCUGGAGUAGCUGUCUUAGAUGGUUUAUUGUAUGUUAUUGGCGGAGAAUCUGCAGUUGGAUCUAUGAAUGAUAAUAUAGAAAUUUACAACCCUAAAACCAAUACUUGGACCAUGGAGAGAUAUUCGAGAAGUGAAUCUCAAAUAAUUUGUAAAAUUGGUCCAAAUCUUGUUAGUAUAAGAGAAUUAGAUUCCACCAUACUACAAAUAUUGCUAGAUUAUAUUUAUACUGGUGAAUUGAUAAUGACAAAUGAAAAUGUACAGGUUUUGUUACCAGCUGCAAACAUCUUACAGUUAGAUUUUGUAAAAGCUGCAUGUGCUGAGUUUUUACAAAAACAACUGGAUGCAUCGAAUUGUCUUGGUAUCAGAGCGUUUGCUGACUUACAUAACUGUACAAAAUUGUUAUCAAGUUCUGAAGCAUUAAUAAAAAAAGAGUUUCUGGAAGUGGUUAAAAGUGAUGAGUUCCUAUCUUUAUCUUUUGAAGAUGUGGUUAAAAUUAUCUCUUGUAAUGACCUUGCUGUUCCAUAUGAAGAAAAAGUAUUUGAAAGUGUUAUUAAAUGGGUAAAACAGGAUUUAGACCAGAGAAAAGAUUUUUUGACAGAAUUAAUGGAACACGUACGUUUGCCAAUGAUAGCAUCUAGGCCUGAUAUAUUUAUAAAUAUAGUAAACGAACCUCUCCUAAAGAAUAAUCCUAAAUGUAACGAAUAUGUAAUUGAAGCAUUCCAUUUUAAUCUACAAAAAUCAGUUCAGCAUUUCACCAUUCCACAAACAAUUCGUUGUACACCCAGGCAGUUUGGUGAUUCACGAAAAGUUAUUUUAAUGUUCAACCGGUCUGAUACAUCGCCAAAGUGUUAUACAGAAUGGUAUGACCCAGCAACCAAACUACGUGAGAAAGCACCAGGGAUAAAUGAUUGUCGUCAGUUAGCUGGUCUAGGCGUAAAUAGAGAUCAAUUUGUUUUUGCUGUAGGAGAUGUGAAUAAUUUGUGUUCACAAUCUGUUAGUAUGCUUGAUGUAUCUUUACGAUCUCCAUCUUGGGUUCCAAUGGCCAACAUGGUAGUAAAACGGCAACGAUUAGGAGUUGCUGUAUUGAAUGAUUGUAUAUAUGCAGUUGGUGGUGGAGAUGUCAAAAAUGCAUUAAAUAGUGUAGAGGUGUUUGAUGUCAGUAUUCAAAAAUGGAGAUUGGUAGCUAGUAUGUCUACUGGAAGAUGUGAUUUUGGUGUUGGUGUACUCAAUAAUUUAUUAUACGCGGUUGGAGGUGCUGAUAAUGUGUGUUUGAAAUCUGUGGAAUAUUAUGAUCCCACACUUGAUACAUGGACACCAGUUGCAGAGAUGUCCGUAGGCCGUCAAGGUGUUGGUGUAGGAGUUUUGGACGGUGUUCUGUAUGCUAUUGGUGGCUAUGCUGAAAUACAUCUUAAAAGUGUUGAGAUUUAUAGACCGAGUGAUGGAGUUUGGUCUUCUGUAGCUGAUAUGGAAAUAUGUCGAUUUUGUCCUGGAGUAGCUGUUUUAGAUGGUUUAUUGUAUGUUAUUGGCGGAGAAUCUGCAUUUGGAUCUAUGAAUGAUAAUAUAGAAAUUUACAACCCUAAAACCAAUACUUGGACCAUGGAGAGAUAUUCGAGAAGUGGUUGUCACAUUUUUGGUGGAUUAGUUGUUGAUAGACCACCAAAUUUUAUUAACUGAUCAGCAUAUAUAAUGGUCUUAUUGUUGAUAUUAAUAUGAUUAUAUGAACAUUUUUAUUUAUAA
Messenger RNA from Metopolophium dirhodum (rose-grain aphid), 3345 nucleotides. Its product is annotated as kelch-like protein 2. Gene Ontology annotation, molecular function: protein binding. The coding region runs from base 1 to 3282 and encodes 1093 amino acids. Lineage: Eukaryota; Metazoa; Arthropoda; Insecta; Hemiptera; Aphididae. The record is from RefSeq and is a predicted model, not a curated record. The transcript is spliced from 21 exons.